UGCGUCUGAGCUGCUACCUCUGCGCUCACAGGGGGAAAACUCAACGUAAAUAGACAAGGAAAACGUGAGGAGACGAGAGGAGGAGAGGAGGGAAAGGAGAACUUUUCCGAGAGGUGGAAAUAGUUGUCACACGCUUCCCUGGGAGGUUUUUAUUUUUUUUCGGGAACGAAGGGGGAAUUUUGGACCAUGCCUGCUGAAGUGAAACAGGAGCAGAGCCCCAGUAACGCCACAUCCCUGGCCAUGAUGCAGGAGCCUCAGGAGGUGGUGGAGGAGACGGUCACCAUAGAGGAGGACCCUGGCACCCCCACCUCCCACGUCUCAGUGGUCACCUCUGAUGACGGAACCACACGGCGCACAGAAACCAAGGUGACUAAGAUGGUGAAGACGGUGACCACAAGGACAGUGCGUCAGGUGCCCCUUGGCCCCGAUGGCUUGCCCCUGCCUGAGGGCUCAUCCCCACUGGGGAGCUACACUGACUCCAUCGACAGGCGCUACAUGAAGAAUGGAGGUGACCGCUUCAUCACACCUCAAGCAACCUCCACCCUGACGCGCUCCUACAACAACUCCUACAACGAUUCAUAUGGCGAGACGCCUGAGAGCCAGUACGUCCGCCACUAUGGCCUGCAUGAUGGCUACGCCGAUUUGACGGACAACUACGGCAGCCUGUCACGUGGCGUUAACUUCCGGCCGCCACGCUACCCCUACCUGCCCAACAGCUACCGGCCAGAGAACAGCUACACGCUUCCUAUUCGCAAGGAUGACUAUGGCCACAUUGCCCAACCCCAGGUUCCUAUGGGUAGCAGCACUGUGGAUCUGAACCGCUCACAGCCAGAGCGCUUCCAGCCUGAGCCAUAUGGUUUGGAGGAUGAUCGUCGCAGUUUGGGCCCUGAAGAGGAGGAGCCAUAUGAGCUGGAGCCCGACUACUCCACUGCCAACCGACGCACCCUGCAGGGGGCCAACCGGGGUCGUACCCAUCGGGAACCUCUCCGUGAUGGACCUCGAGUCAGAGGGUACCCAGACGACCCCAUUGAGGCAGAGCUGAUCGAUGAGCGCCACCCUUAUAUCCAUGGCAUGUACUCAGCACCACUGGCCCAGCCAGAGAGAGGGAGCAUGGCCAGUCUGGAUCGCAUGGGUGGCCGGCGCUCACCAUCUAUUGACAGCAUCCGCAAGGACCCGCGCUGGCGUGACCCAGACCUCCCCGAGGUCAUCGCCAUGCUGGGCCACCCCAUCGACCCGGUCAAGUCCAAUGCCGCUGCCUACCUGCAGCACCUGUGUUAUGAAAACGACAAGAUUAAGAAGGAUGUGCGUCAGCUGAAGGGAAUUCCUGUUCUGGUGGGGCUUCUGGACCACCCCAAAUCUGAAGUCCACCGCAAAGCUUGUGGUGCCCUGCGCAACAUCUCCUAUGGCAAGGACAAUGACAACAAGGUGGCCAUCAAGAACUGUGAUGGCAUCCCAGCCCUCAUCCGCCUGCUGAGGAAGACCAAUGACAUGGAGGUCCGAGAACUCAUCACCGGAACCCUGUGGAAUCUGUCGUCCUAUGAACCCCUGAAGAUGGUGAUCAUCAACCACGGCCUGCAGACUAUGACCAACGAGGUCAUUAUCCCCCAUUCAGGUUGGGAGCAUGAGCCCAACGAGGACUCAAAGCCCCGUGACGCCGAGUGGACCACCGUCUUCAAGAACACCUCCGGCUGCCUCAGAAAUGUGAGCUCAGACGGAGCAGAGGCUCGCCGCAGACUGAGGGAAUGUGAGGGGUUGGUGGACGCACUGCUGCACGCUCUCCAAUCAGCUGUAGGGAAGAAAGACAUGGACAAUAAGUCUGUGGAGAACUGUGUUUGUAUUAUGAGGAACUUGUCCUACCACGUCCACAAAGAGGUUCCAGGGGCAGAAAAGUUCCAGGACCCAUCAGGGCUACAGGCCCCCGGCUCAGCAGGACCACAGAGGAAGAAGAAGGAUGACGCUGGCUGCUUCGGUGGCAAGAAGGCCAAAGGCAGAAAAAAUGGUGAGAACGACAAAAACUACGACACAUUGGAUCUGCCCAAGCGCACAGAGCCGUCAAAAGGCUUUGAGCUGCUGUAUCAGCCGGAAGUGGUGAGACUCUACCUGUCUCUGCUGACGGAGAGCCAGAACUACAACACCUUGGAGGCUGCUGCCGGGGCUCUGCAAAACCUCAGUGCUGGACAGUGGACCUGGUCCAACUACAUCCGAGCCACAGUGCGUAAAGAGAAAGGUCUUCCCAUCCUGGUGGAGCUGCUGCGCUCUGACUCUGACAAGGUGGUUCGAGCUGUUGCCAUCGCCCUGCGCAACCUGUCCAUCGACCGCCGCAACAAGGACCUGAUCGGAAGUUACGCCAUGCGGGACUUGGUGAGCAACCUUCCCAGCGGUCAGCAGCGACCAGCUAAGAACCUGGAGGAGGACACUGUGGUCGCCAUCCUCAACACCAUCCACGAGAUCGUCACUGACAGCUCUGAAAACGCCCGCUCCCUCAUCCAGGCCCAGGCUAUCGAGAAGCUGGUCGCCAUCAACAGGACCAGCCAAUCAGCUCGCGAAACAAAGGCGGCGUCCCAUGUGCUGCAGACGGUGUGGAGUUAUAAGGAGCUAAGAAACGCUUUGACCAAGGACGGCUGGAACAAGAGCCACUUCCAGCCCACAGUGACAGCCACCCCUAAAGCAACCAAGAAUGGCAAGCCAGGCUAUGACGACACCACUCUACCCCUGAUGGAGAAGAACCAAGGCACCAGGAAAUGUGGCAGUGGUGAUAUGAUACCUAUGGAUGAGCUGGGUCCAGAUGGUUACUCCACCAUUGACCAGAGGGACAAGGACUGCAAAUACAAGACAGGCGACGGCUCAGUGGACCUAACAGAACGAGAGCCAUUAAAGAAUGACACAAAUAGGAAACACUAUAUCAGGAGUAACAGGCCUGCGGUCAGUCUGGUGGACGCUUGUGAUGUUAAGCCCCAGCCUGUUGACUCCUGGGUCUAGAUGCAUGCAUGGCUUAAAAUAACAACAGAUCGACACCCCAGCUAGAGGAGGAUCUCUCAUAUCACCACUGCCAUUUCACAUGGAGCUUAUCUUUGGAGUUGGACUUUGUACAGAAAAGAGGAUUUUAAAAAAUAAUGAUCACAACAGCAACUACCCAGCAGCAGCCAGCAUUCUCAUGCUUUUCAGAAAAAAAUGAAAAAGAAUAAAAAGUGACUACUCCUACUACUUUCUCAUAUCUACAUUCCCACUGGACAUCAUGUGAAUUUUACAGUGUUGACUCUUUGUUAAGCUCUACUGGUGACAAGAAACGGACAGAGGCCGGUGCUGUGGAAGGAAUGGACAUGUAGCGGGUCGACAGAGUGAAAUGAAGGAAGUGAAUGAAAAAAGAAGGAAAUGUGUGGGAGACAAAAUGGAAAAUGGAUAUUUUUAAUUUUGGUUUUCACAUUUGAAAGAAGAUUGUGCCUCAAAUUUUGUGGGUUUUGGAGAAUUUUUCUUUCAGGUUGUUGUCAGGUUUUUGGUAUUUUGAACAGGUUUGGACUGGUAUGUUUGAAGGUCACUGAAUGUUUGUUUUCAGAAUAGUGUGAUGGACACGAGAAAGGAAAGUUAAAAGGAGAGAAACCGAGCCUGAGAAGAGCUGUAGCAUUGUGGAUAAACAUGUACUCCCAGCAGCCUGCUCUCAUAGUUUUACAAUCCAUUUGGUUCACUGUGUUUUUUCAAAAAAAAAAAAGUGCACUGAGAUGCUUUGAAAUCAAAAGUGGUUAACAGGUGAUUGAUGUCCAUUUUAUAAAA
Toxotes jaculatrix (banded archerfish) is the source of this 3768-nucleotide messenger RNA. RefSeq names its product ARVCF delta catenin family member b (gene arvcfb). Bases 187 to 2979 code for a protein of 930 amino acids. Gene Ontology annotation, cellular component: nucleus; cytoplasm; plasma membrane. The record is from RefSeq and is a predicted model, not a curated record. Gene Ontology annotation, biological process: cell-cell junction assembly; cell-cell adhesion. The transcript is spliced from 17 exons. NCBI's taxonomy places the organism in Eukaryota, Metazoa, Chordata, Actinopteri, Toxotidae. Gene Ontology annotation, molecular function: cadherin binding.